AUGCCCGUCGGAAGCUGCUUUUGCGGGAAAAUCCAGCUCGAGUUCACCAACUCGCCAAUUACAUCGGGCCUCUGCUACUGCAGCGACUGCCGCAAGAACAGCGGUUCCCUGUUUACCUACAGUUUCGUGUUCAGGAACGCCGACGUCAAGAUCACUGGGUCUCCGAAAGUAGUCACCAAACGCGCCGACAGCGGGAAUACAGUCAAGAACCAUUUCUGCGAUGAGUGUGGCACUCCCCUCUACGGCCUCCGUGUCAAUCCCGAUGGGAGUCAAGGCGAGAGCAUGAUCGUACGGGCGGGAAUUUUUGAUAACCUGAGCCUGUUCAAUCAGGUGAAGCCCAAGGCGGAGCUGUAUGUUGAUGGACGGGUGAGCUGGCUGUGUCCGAUUGAGGGGGCGGAGCAGUUUGUUGGGAUGGUGCCUUUGCCUUAG
Molecule: messenger RNA, 429 nt
Organism: Aspergillus nidulans FGSC A4
Lineage: Eukaryota; Fungi; Ascomycota; Eurotiomycetes; Eurotiales; Aspergillaceae
Product: GFA family protein
Exons: 3
Coding region: 1-429 (142 amino acids)
Molecular function (GO): carbon-sulfur lyase activity
Source: RefSeq, a predicted model, not a curated record